AUGACUGCGUACAUUGCAGCUUAUGUCAGCCAAUGCAAAGUUUGUCAAGCCCUUGGCGCACAGCAGCAGAAAGAAACGCUAACACCACACCAAAUCCCAAGUAGACCAUGGAGCAAAAUCGGACUGGAUAUCUUUACGCUUUCAGAUCAGCAUUAUCUGAUUAAAGUCGACUACUACAGUAACUUUUGGGAGACAGACCGUUUGGACAGUAUGGACUCAGCCACGGUCAUCACAAAAUUGGAAAGUCAUUAUGCAAGAUAUGGUAUUCCAUCAACAGUUGCAUCAGACAAUGGACCACAGUUUGCAUCAGAUAAAUUCAUAGACUUUGCCAAGACUUAUCAGUUUGACCAUAUCAAUUCGAGUCCAGGGUAUCUCCAAUCAAACGGGAAAGCAGAAAGUGCAGUAAAAACCGCAAAGCACAUCAUUGGAAAAGCAAAGAACACUGGGUCAGACCCAUGGUUUUCACUGUUGGAUCACAGGAACACGCCAACAGCAGGAAUGCAAACUAGCCCAGCACAGCGACUGAUGAGUAGAAGAACCAGAACUCUUCUACCUACCACUGCAAAGCUACUGAAAUCUCAGAUACCAGUCAAUGUUCUUCAGGAAGUAGCAACAUAA
This is a messenger RNA of Corticium candelabrum, 618 nucleotides long. RefSeq lists its product as uncharacterized. The record is from RefSeq and is a predicted model, not a curated record. Lineage: Eukaryota; Metazoa; Porifera; Homoscleromorpha; Homosclerophorida; Plakinidae. Gene Ontology annotation, molecular function: nucleic acid binding. Gene Ontology annotation, biological process: DNA integration. Bases 1 to 618 code for a protein of 205 amino acids. The transcript has a single exon.